CUGCCAAAGAGGGCUCGGCCCUGAAAGCGCUUGGCAGGUCUCUCCCUGCGGCUCCGGGCUCCGCCUCCACGCCUCGGAAGCCCACGUCGCGCAAAAGAGGGAAGAGGAGGAGGAAGAGGAGGCCAAGGGAGCCGAGGCCGGCCCUGGAGGAGCCCAGCCCGAGGGAGGAUCAUGCACGCCAGCCGCAGCGAGAGCGACUGGCAGGGGCUGGUGAGCGAGUAUCUGGUGUGCAAAAGGAAGCUCGAAAGUAAGAAGGAAGCUCUUCUUAUCCUUUCCAAGGAAUUGGACACAUGUCAACAGGAAAGAGAUCAGUACAAGCUCAUGGCAAACCAGCUACGAGAAAAGCACCAAUCGCUGAAAAAGAAAUACCGGGAACUGAUUGAUGGAGAUCCGUCUAUUCCUCCAGAGAAAAGAAAACAGGCUAAUCUUGCCCAACUCUUGAGUGACACUCGGGAUCGAAACAAGCAUCUGGGAGAAGAAAUCAAAGAACUUCAGCAGAGGUUGGGAGAAGUACAAGGUGACAACAAGCUUCUCAGAAUGACAAUAGCGAAACAAAGACUCGGAGAUGAGGAAGUUGGUGCACGGCAUUUUGCACCGCACGAAAGGGAAGAUCUCGUCCAGCAGUUGGAGAAAGCACGUGAACAAAUUGAAGCUCUGCAACAUGAUCUUCAAGCAACAUUGGAUGAGCUGCAGGACGUAAAGGGGGAACGUUCUUUUUACCAAGAUAAGUCCGACAGACUAAACCAGGAGCUCAACCAUGUUCUUGGAGGACAUGUAAAUCGCAUCAUUGAUGUUGAUGCUCUUUGUAUGGAGAACAGAUACCUUCAUGAGCGAUUAAAACAAAUUCAAGAAGAGGUCAAUAUUCUCAAAUCAAAUAUUGCAAAGUACAAGAAUGCUCUAGAGAGGAGGAAAAAUUCUAAGACUAAUAAUAAGUCAAAUAGCAGUGCGCUAACGGGUGUCCUCUCUGCAAAACAAGUACAAGAACUGCUUUCAGAGGAUCAUGGCUGCAGCUUACCAGCCACGCCACAGUCCAUUUCUGACCUCAAAUCUUUGGCUACUGCUUUACUAGAAACAAUCCAUGAGAAAAACAUGGUAAUUCAACAUCAGAGGCAAACCAACAAAAUCCUAGGCAAUCGUGUAGCAGAGCUGGAGAAAAAGUUGAGAACAUUAGAAGUCUCUGGUUUGUGGAGUCUCCCAGGCCUGAGCUACAAUGUCUCAGUGGGAUUUGGGAGUGGCAAAGAUACCAUCACAUUCAGUGACCCCACCCUUCCCAUUCUCCAGAGGUCUCAAUCACCAUUGCUAACUGUUACUGAAAAGUCUCAACAGAAGAGAGAAGGCCAUCACACGAGAGAACAGGAGGACUUCUGUACUGCUAAAACAAAACCAACAUUUCUAGAGGAGGCAGUUGCAGUUUCUGAGGAUUCCCAAACAAACCCAAACAGCAGUAACAAAGACAAUCAUUUUCACCCACCGUUACCGCAGUUUUCUUCAGAAGACGAUGAUGUAAAUGGGUUUGGGAAUGAAAUCAUUGAGUUAACAGUAGAACAGGCUGCUGCAGAACAGGAAGGGAGCAGAGCAGAGUGUCUGACAGAGAGCCAGACAGCAGGUCAGCCAGAGCUCAGCAGCUUCUCUGAAGGUGAAUCCCCUUCUUCCAGUCCUCCUUCCUACGAUUCCAUGGAACCAUCCAACUUGGAGAAUGAACAUCCAAAUGAGAACCAACCUGGGGCAGAAGAGGCAGAAGACUCGGAAACUGACGCUGAAAACGUUGGUGACAAAAAGGAUGAAAAUGAUAACACAGGAGGCAUUGACAAUGAUGAAAAAACCACUCUUGUGGUUCCAGACUUAAGUAACACCUCAGACGAUAGAUCUGGAGCACUGGAACUAAGUGACAGUCCUCCUGCCCUGGAUUCACUGUGAUUGUUUUAACCAUGGCGUUGUUUGCUCAAAGAACUUUUUCUCAAGCUUCAAACUUUUCCCCAUCACCUUUUUGUUUGUUUUUUUAUAUAUACACCAACAAAAAUGUUUGCCCUGCCAACUCUGAUAUAUAUAAAAAAACAAGCUGAUCCUAGAUAAAAAUUUGAAAGGAGCGGAAUGAUCAUGAUGGCUUUCAGAGUUCUUCCCUCUGCUAUUUGCUGUGAUUAACAUUACUCGAUAGAGUGACAUAAUUGAGAGUAAUGGGACUCGACACCCCAUCAUUAUGCUUUAUCAUGUCAGUUAUAUCUCUGUCUCUUUAGUAUGUGUAUUUUUGGCAUAGUGCCUGCUUGAGUGCAUCUCGAGAGCCUGAAAUGUCAGGAACAGGGGAGGAGUGGUAAGUCUGAUUAAGCAGAUUGAAUCAGCAACAAUAAUAUAUAAAGAUGCCAGUGAGCUAUUUUGCUUGUUUCUCAUUGGUUUGGGUUUUUUUGAUAGAAGAGAAGACUUAACACUAAAUAAUAAAUGGCCUUGGCUGUAGCCGGUUGCUCUGUAUACAUAGCCCUGGUCAGGUCAAUAUUUCCUAUUCCCAUCCCCUGCAUUUGAAUGAGAUUUUCCCAACAAGUACAACAGUUCAAGUAUAUUUGUUAACCUAAGUGACACUGACAAAAUAAGUUCUAAUGCUCUUAACCAUGUGUGGGUUAACAACGCUCUCUCUCCUCCCCAUCUCUUUCUUCCUCCUCUUAUCCUUAAAAAUGGCUGCCUGCCUGUUUUUUGCUUCUAUAUGCUAUGCAACUGCUACUCUGGCAACUUCCAGUCAUAUCUUUCAGCAGCUCACUGGUUCCUCUAGCCUUGGUUUAUUUUGCAUGGCAAACAGGUACCGUUCAUUCAACCUAGAAGUUGGAUUCCAUGUUGGAAUAACCUUUUCGGGACCUAAAGAUAGGAGUGCCUCCUUUGCUUCCAUAUAAACGACGUUAAGCUUGGACUUCACACUUUGGAAGGAAGAUCUUUUUUCUUUUCCUUCUUUUUGACAUGCUCUAUAGAAAGUAGUUGAGAUUCCCCCUUUUGCAGCCAUUUCUCCCUGCAAUGGCAAUCAGUUAACGUGCAGCGGGAGACAGUCUUGAGGGCCUCUUAGCCUGCAGAGUGAAGCCUUCCAUAGCUCUACUUUCAACUACGCUGAAGUAUUUCUCUUUGGUUUCCAGGAAGAAAGGGGCUGGAGAAUAUUUAUUGUGGAUGUUUUGCAGCUGUUGAACUAAAGGGAGGCCUGAUUUCUGUGGAGGUUUCUUUGUUUGCUUCCAAAACAAGAAACAAUCUCGGCAGCUGUAGAGCUUGCAUGGGCCUCCAGCCGUAGAGGCAAUUUUCCUGCUGGCUUGGGAACCUAAUUGCCUGUAAAUGUUCAUUUCUCACUCUUAGAACUUAAAACCAAUUGGAGAGGGGAUUAAUCCAAAUUUAACAAUGCCACUCAUAAGGAACAAGGAAGCCCUUCCUGUACCAAGCAUUAUUUGACAAAAUAAAGACCUGCCAGCUGUGCUUUGUUCUUGUGAGCAGGUUCACACUGGAAAACAGGGGGAGGUCUGGCCCUUGCAAGUUAGGAGUGAGUUACUUAAGGACUUUUUGAAUGUUGCUGUUCCAACCAGCAUACUCAGUGGUGAGUGGAUGCUGCAGUCCAAAAAUAUAUGGAGAGCUACAUGUUUUCUUUUUUUCUGUUGUAAGCAAAUUGAGUUUGCUAUUUAUUUAUUUAUUUGGUAGUUUUGUACACCGGUCUUCUCACCUCCAUUCGAGGGACUCGGGCCGGUUUCCAACAUCAAUAUUACAGACCGUCAUUUAAACAUCAUAUCUCUAAAUCACACUAAAACAUUAAAACAUUGAAACAAUUAAAAUGGUAAAAAUACAAUCAUAUGAUUACAGUGGUCAGUCGUCAUCAAAGUCAUUAUUCGUCGUCAUCCAUCCAUAUCACAGGAUCAUGGCUCAUUCGUUGAAUGCCAAUCCCCAAAGCCAGAUUUUCACCUGUUUCCUGAAUGUUAAGAUCGAAGGGGCAGUUCUGAUCUCCAGUGGAAGGGAGUUCCAGAGUCGAGGGGCCACCACCGAGAAGGCCCUGUCUCUCGUCCCCCACCAACUGCACCUUUGAGGCCAGUGGGAUCGAGAGCAGGGCCCCUCCAGACGAUCUUAGUAAUCUUGAUGGCUCAUAGAGGAGGAUACGUUCGGACAGGUAAAUUGGACUAGCAUGUGUGGCUCUGAUCAGAAGGCUCCCAAGUGAACAUGCACCUUAUAUAAAGGACUUUUUCUGUUCAGAAUUGUCUAGAUUCCCGAAAGUUAUUUGUUUUAACAGGUGGGUAUCAGUCAAAGAGGCCCAUUUCAUAACAUCUGGGUUCAUCCUACUUACUUCUUACUUACAUCACAGCAGGGAGAAGGUGAGAAGAAGAACAUGGUGUGGUUAGGUAGCACUUGAGAGAACUUGUAGCUACUACAGCAGAUAGGAAAGCUUUUUGGUAGACGUAUUUGUUUGUCCAAAGGAUGUGGAUUGGUUGCUCAUAAACUACAGUACUUUGCAAAGAGAAAAGUUGCAGGUUAGAUUUUCAUAAUUGCACCCCCCACCUCCAAAAUCAUUUGGGCCUCUUUGACUGACACCCACCUGUGCAGCUACUAUGCCCCAAAUACAGCAAAGCAAAACAAUCUUUACAAUGGUCCUUUAAUACGCCAUUGCAUCAUAUUCCUAUUUUCAUCCCACUCUUUUAAAAAAAACAUUGUCCAAAUAUUGUUGUCCCAUGCAUUAAUAAAAAAGCGUCCAUCAUUGGUUAGUUUGCAUAAUUUCAUUCCUCAUAGUGGAGUGGAGGAGAAAGGGGGAGGUUUACGUUAUCUCUUGAAUUUGUGGUACUGUUGCUUUUAUUGAUGGAGUAGCUGACAAUGUUAUUGACUCAGCAUAGCGUUUGUGCUUUUAUUGGUAAAAUAACAGAUAGCCUUAUUGUCUCGAUUUGUUGUGAUAGGAAUGACAAACCUGAUACAGUCGAAAGAAUAAUGAAUGUGCCCAGUACUCAUGAAUAUGAAAUUCUGGAAUUUUGCUCAUCAUAAAUAAGACAUACCAUAUCCCAUUAUUCAUUUCUAGAUGAAUAUUUCUUUCUGGUUCUGUCACAGCCUGAUAAGGACUACAGCUAAUGCUGAUGAACUCCUAGUGUAGCAAAGUCAUCAAGACAGCAGGGCAUCUUUGUGUAAAUAAGACCAUGAUGGCUAUUUGCUUUUUCAAGCAGAGUACUUUGACGUUCAGCUGUGCCAAUGGAAAUUUUGGCAUUUGAAUUUUAUGUCUUCAGAUGAGUUGGAAAGAUAUUAAUGGGUGAAACUAAAUUGUAUAUGUAUGUAAAAACUAAAUGUAUAGAAAGCAAGCCAGAAUGAAGACAAGUCUAAAAUGGAGCAUCUAGAUAUUAAGAUGCAGCCAUGUUGAUCUGUAAUCACUGUACUUGAGCUCCAGUGGUGUAAACGUUAGAAAUUGAAAAAGCACAGAGGAAGUUCAGUGACUCCUUGCAAAGUCACAAAGGAGGAUAAGAGCAUAGUAAAUGGUUGCUAACUUUCCUUGUAUCCUUCAAAACUGUUUUCCUCUUGUUUGCUACCUUUAUAGCUUCAUAAUCUUUAUACAAAACCACUCAUUCUUGUCCUUCUAGACCACUAGUUCCCAACUUUUUUUUGACGAGGGACCACUUUGCCCAGGGACCACUUGAACAGGGACCACUUUGCCCAAGGACCACUCCCCAACAUUAGUACCAAAAGGGUUACAAAUCAGUUUUUGGUCAACUUUAGAUUCGGUUUGGUUAUUUGGGGUGCUGAUUCAGAAAACUGCAUUGGAUAGACCACAUCAGCUCUAGUUUCUGAUACAGAAUGUAUGCCACCUAGUAGUCACCAUCUGCUCUCCCAUAGAAAAUAAUAUUUAAUAAUCUAGAGCAGAUGUGGUAGUAACCUUUCGUAGAUAGUCAGUCUCUCCCUUCCCAACAUCCCCAUUGCCUCAGCACUAUAAAAGGGUUUUGUGAGACCAGUUGCUCAUUGUCGCAUGAUUUCGAGGCAAUGGGGUAGUAAUGAUGAGGCCACGGACCAUAUUUUCAUUCUUGCAGACCACUGGUGGUCCUCGGACCACAGGUUGGGAACCACUGUUCUGAAGUGUUGGUUUUCUAAAUAUUUGGGGUAUUUUCUCAUGUCAACUAAAGUACAUGGCCUGUUAUUUUAAUUGAAUCAGUUUAAAUGCUCCUCUUUUGUAUUUAAUUUAUUUUUGUUCUUUUAUCAUUCCACAUGUGUUUUUGCAUUAAUUUUUCAAAAACUUUUGAUAGCACCUUUGGGAUCCACUGGUUUCUUUAAUUUUCCAAUAGUCAUAGAAACCGUUAUAAGAGACAGUACUACUAUAGUUAACAAAUAUUGCUGUUGAUGUGAUGUUAUAACAUUGGAUGCCUUCCUUCUCACAAUACCCAAUGAAAAAAGAAGGAGUCAAGAAACAUACUAUCUAUACUGUCACACAGUAUAAGUACAUCAAGUUGCUCACCUGCCAAACUAGAAAAGGCAGAGUGAAGGAUGAGUGGUUAUUCCAUGUUACUUCCCAUUUGGAUUUCACAGCUCAGUCAUGUGCGUGUUUACUUGUAAGUAAUUCCCACUGUGGUCAUUGGAAAUGACUUACUUGUAAAUGUGGUUAAGACACAGCCUUAAGCAUCAACAGCAUUGGCUCAUUUCUCUGAGAACAAUACAGCUUCAUUCCAGAGACAUUAAUGCCUAUCAUUCCUGCUUCCUUAGUUGAGGCUUCUUCCCUUGCCAUCUAGAAAUUUUGCUUUCUGCAAAAACCUAGAAAGUGUUCCUGAUUAUAUCUUAUCACAGCUUGUACAAUAGAAUAGGUUGAGCAUCCCUUAUCCAAAAAUCUAAAAUGUGAAAGGCUCCUGAAAGUAUCCACCUGAGUGGCUGAUAUAAUGACUACAUUGCAUUCAGUGCACAAAAUUAUUAAUAAUAUUAUAUAACAUAACUCUCAGCUAUGUAUAUUAUAUGUAUAUGAAACAGAACUAAAUUUUGUGUGUAGACGUGAGUCCCAUCUCCAAGGUGUAUGUACACAUAUUCCAAAAUCCCCUCCUCAAAAAAUUCAAAACACUUCUGAUCCCAAACAUUUUGGAUAAAGGAUCCUCAACUUAUACAAUAUAAUCCUGCGAUACAACUACAUUUAUUCAGCCCCUAAUUAAAACCAUUGAAAGACUCCAUAAAUAGCAGUUGAUAAACUGGCUCCAAGAAAAAUGGCUGGAGGAAAACCAGUGGACGGGGUACAAGAGUGCAUUGUAUUUAUCACUUGUGUACACAGUGAAUCCAUAUCUGUUACUAUGGAGAAAAUGACACUGUCACCAUCUUGUGUGAGCAACUCCCUGCCAAAUAGAGAUGCAGAGAAGUUGGCAUGGUGUUCCAUACCUAGAUCUACCAAAACCUAGAACAGGAUUUUCUCCAAUGCGCCUAGAAACUUUUGGGACAUUGAGGUGAGGGAAAUUGCUCCGUGCCCAUAUAUCACAGUUGCUCGGAAGAAAACUGAUCUAAUCAAACAUAAAUUAUUGUUAUUCCAGAUUGAUUUGAGCUGUUAUUCAUUUUUUCAUAGACAAGCAUAUUACUGGACUUAGUGGCAAAUCUGCCCUGUUUCUGAUCCUCAAUAGCCCAACUGUCCUCAGCACAGACUCCAUUAGAUAAUAGUGUGCAUCUUUGUGUAGGGCAGUGAACGUUAGAGGUCUUCCAGUCUGUCCCAGUUACUAAUUUUAGACCAAUUUCAAUUUCAUUAUAGUAAGCAUUAUAGUAAUCCCUGGUGGCACAAUGUGCUCUUAUGCUGGCAGGACUGCUGACCGAAAAGUCAGCAGUUUUUUAUUCCGGGGAGAGCAGGUUGAGCUCCCUCUGUCAGCUCCAGCUCCCCAUGCAGGGACAUGAGAGAAGCCUCCCACAAGGAGGAACAUCAAACAUUCGGGCGCCCCCCCGGGCAAUGUCCUUGCAGAAGGCCAAUUCUCUCACUCCAGAAGCAACUUGCAGUUUCUCAAGUUGUUCCUGACAUUAAAAAAAUCACUUGUGACUCCUAAACAUUUCCUCUAUACAUGAUCAUUACUGAUAAAAAUAGUGUGGGAGGUGUAAACUAUGUUAACAUGUAAUAAUUAUGGUGGUGGUGGUGAUGGUGAUGAUAAUGAUGCCUUGUGUGCCUAAGUGAGAUGGGGUGGAGGGACUAUUUGUUCAUUUGUCUGCCUUCUUUCUCGCUCUGCCCCCCCCCCCCUCUCUUUUUCUCUAGCUUUAAAUCAUUCAGUGAAUGAUUGCAUUCCUUUAUCAGUUUUGGAAACUAGAUGGCUUUCAGAAAUUCAGAGUCCUUUCACAUACUUUUCUUUCAAGAAUCAUCUUUGGCCUCAAUUCUUUUGCAAACAUCCUUCCAAAAGCCAACAAACACUCGGAAAUGGAAAAGGGACCCACAAUUGUUUGUAUGUUGAAAUAUUUUUGUUGUGGAAAUAUUUAACAGUCAUAAAAAGCAUUUGGAUUUGGGAGGCAGGGAGGAAUUAAUUAAACAAAAAUGAGUCUGACGUUAUGUGUAAAGCAAUCUGCAUAUUUCUCAGUGGUUUUUUGAGCCUUAAACUCUCAGGUAUAUAUUUUAAUAAAUUAGGUGGAGGUCCCUUUUUAAAUACCAAAGCUUUAAAUAUUUUAGUUUAUUUUAAAUUCAGCUGUUGAUUCCACCGAAUACUUUCCUUAAACAUAUAUUCUAUUUAUUGCAGACCUUGCUUUUGCUGCAUCCUUGGCAUGAAGUUAUGUCUUAUGUAUUUUGUCAGAUGUAAUAAAGAAAUGUUCUGAUAUGUUUAUCUAUA
Messenger RNA from Anolis sagrei ordinatus, 8738 nucleotides. The record is from RefSeq and is a predicted model, not a curated record. Lineage: Eukaryota; Metazoa; Chordata; Lepidosauria; Squamata; Anolidae.